CACAAAGAAAACUUGAGAAGGAGAGAGGGGAAAAAGCUUAGAGAUAUUAAUUUCUUCUCCCAGAAGAAAAAGAAACAAGAGAAGGGACUUUGGUGAAUGACGAGUGAGCUACAGUUACCACCAGGGUUCAGAUUUCACCCCACCGACGAGGAGUUGGUAAAUCAUUAUUUGUGUAGGAAAUGCGCGUCGCUGCCUCUUGCUGUUCCUAUUAUUAGGGAGAUUGACCUCUACAAGUUCGAUCCAUGGCAGCUCCCAGACAUGGCUCUGUACGGUGAAAAGGAGUGGUCCUGUUCAACUGCCCAGUCCAUAGUAGCACAUUAAGCUAAGUUAAUUCUUAUUGAUGAGCUUCAACUGCCCAGUUCUGCCCCUAUUCAACCAGUUCUGCUCUUGAAGACAAUGGGAUGAGGGUCACUUGGGAGGAGACGAAGACAAUGGGGAGAGGACGAUGGCUUCUGUGUUUGUGUGGAUGGGUGUUUCGAUGGGUCAAAGACGAAAGCUGCUGUGUUCGUGGGGAUGGGAUUUCGAGAACUGUUUUUAUUUUAUUUUUUUUUAAAAUAACGCCACAUCAGCUGCGAUGCCGCGGCGGGGUAGCAGGCCGGUUGCCUAUAGAGUUUCUCUUGAAGUCCAUGUGAAAAGCAAAAGACAUGCCGACUUCAAGUGCGUUAAUAAAGUUUGUAUCCAUCAUGUGGAAAGCAAACUGUUUGGAGGAGUACUGGGAUGCGCGUUGAUUAUUAUUUGUCAAAAUUUGGUCAGAAAAACAAUUUAGAGGGCUCGAGAAUGCUCUCCACACUACUAUAUACACUUGUUGCUUUAUGAAAA
Juglans regia (Persian walnut) is the source of this 819-nucleotide messenger RNA. Its product is annotated as NAC domain-containing protein 48-like. The transcript is spliced from 2 exons. The coding region runs from base 97 to 321 and encodes 74 amino acids. Gene Ontology annotation, molecular function: DNA binding. Lineage: Eukaryota; Viridiplantae; Streptophyta; Magnoliopsida; Fagales; Juglandaceae. The record is from RefSeq and is a predicted model, not a curated record. Gene Ontology annotation, biological process: regulation of DNA-templated transcription.